CGGCGCGCUGCGAUGAUGACUCAUAGCAAACGUACCAGGAAUCUCCAACACGCGUCUCGCGGAACAGAUUUUGUCAGAAAAUCGAGACUAAUCGCGAUCAUUGGUUUUCAGAGCUCUCUUUUUAUUAUCUCUUUAUUCGUUCUAGAAAUUUUCGGCGUUCGUGUUAUUGUACAGCGAGACAAAGCAUUGUUGCUUAGAUACAAGGCAACGAUGGAAGAGGGGUGCCGUGACGACUUUGAUUGUACUAAAGAACAGUACUGUUAUGGCGUUUCAAAACAAUGUGUAAAUUACACAGUUUGCAAAAGAUAUAAUCGUCAGGAAGGUCGAAAGCCUUCUAGACAUUCUUCACAGUGUGGGCCGUGCCUUCCAAAUUAUGUUAGUGAAGAACUUGGAACUGGAGAGCCGGCUGCAUUGUGCAGGAAAGCAAAUGAAAAUAUUCCAGAAAUUGGCAGAUUCAAUCAAACGUGGAUCAUAAUUACAGUAGUUGGAUCAAUUCUUUUACUGGUUAUAAUUGGUGUAAUAAUCUUCAAAACACGAAAAAAACGUAAGAAGAAUAACCUUGAAGUUUGUAGUGAUAUUUGUGCUAUGGAACCAAGUGCACCACCACCGGAAUUCAGUCCUUUCAUUGAUCAUAAAAAGGGUGUAUCGUAUGUGUUAUCCAACAACAAUAAGAAUUUAAAAGAUAAAAAUAAACUGGUAUCUGCAACUGCAUACAACCAACCAAAUUGGGUGAAAUCUAACCCUAAUUACGAAUAUAAUUUAAAUAAUAAUCAUGAUGAAGUGAAUGUACUGGAACAAUUACAUUCCACAUUUGAAACACCGCCAGCUAAUAAUAAUCCCAGUACAUGGACUCCAGAGCAGUUAACACAAGAAGUAGUAAUUCGAAAUGUAUCUGAAUAUGGAAUAGAACAAAUGGAUAAUAGUACCAAUGCGGCCAUUAUUGAAAGGAACAACUCCUCAUCUUCUAAUACAGCUGGGGAUGAUAAUACAAAUAAUAACAACAAUAGUACUAAUAGUAAUGCUUCAGCAUCAUCAUCAAACAAUACUCAAGAUGGUACAGAACGAACACGAGCUUCGAAUAUAUUGAUUGCUCAUGUAAAUGUAAAUUUGAACAAUGUAAAUGUGAGAAAUCGUGACUGUUAAUCUUCUAUAAGAUAGAAAUACCACAAUUUAAUAUUUUAUCAUACAGAUAACUAAUUUUGAAAAAGUGAACUGAAAUUAUCGACUAAACCACUAUUUUAAUAAUUGUACGGAAAAGUAAAAAGAUUGAAUAUUUUUUCAAUCAUUCUAGUUUGUUUUUAUUUAAAUUUUAAUAUUUCAAAGAAAGAAUUCAUUUAUAGAAGAUGAAAAAAUCAAAAUGACAAGUUAUGAAGAUUCUAGUCCUCACAAGUUGCAAAGCACAUUGUUAAGAGUUUUUUAAAUUAAUUUAAAAUAGAAUAACUAUCCUGCAUUCAUUCAAAUAUUUCAAACAAAUUUCCAGUGGAAUUCUCUGUAUUUAAACAGUUCUGAUUUGUAUGCUGUACAAAUUUGUGUAUGUUCUAAAUAUUAAGUAUCAUAGGUUAUUAUAAUUAUUAUUGAUAAUAUAAACACAUGGUCGUACACUUUAUGUUUAACAGAGAAUUCUUUCAGUACUGACAUUCAUUCUUAACGUGUUUGAUAACUGUUGCUGAGGAAAGUAUCUCUUGAUAUUGAAGAAUGAUCAAUAUCAUUUUUUUAUGUAUUAAAUAUUUAUAUAUAAUAAGUCAUAAAAUAUGGUGAUUUAUACUUUACUGAGUAACUAUUAUUGAAUUAUGUUUGAAAAAUGCAUUAGACAUUAGGUUAAGUUAUUAUCUACUCUUGGAAUCUUCGAAGUAGGUGCAUAUUGCAUCUGCAUUAUGUUUAUUACACGUAUAAUAUCGUAUCUACGUAAAAUCACAGUUUAUAAUAUUUUAUACUUAUAUACCAUUAUAAUAAACAUUUUGGUAACAUAUCAGUGAUUAAUAUCACACCUUACUCGACAUCCGCUCUGUACACGACUGUUCAAUGUUUGCCUUUCAAAGGUAAAGUGCAUGUGAUUAUAAAUAUGAUCUCUGUUAAAAUACUUGUAAUAAUAAUGUUAUAAAACUAUUAUAAAAUACAUGAAUUGAAUAAAAAAAU
This is a messenger RNA of Nomia melanderi (Alkali bee), 2136 nucleotides long. RefSeq lists its product as uncharacterized. Lineage: Eukaryota; Metazoa; Arthropoda; Insecta; Hymenoptera; Halictidae. The record is from RefSeq and is a predicted model, not a curated record.